AUGCAUUCAAGUAAAAUAUGGCUGCCGACCUUGUCGAUGUCAAACAACUAACAGUCAUCUUGUCGCGCAUCUCUUAAAUUGUGACAUCGUGAUCACUUUAACUUUCUUGACAUUGGUUAGUUUCUUUAACAAACAUUUGAAAAAAUAACUUAAGAUUAUAGGCAAAUCAGAUAUGCCUUGCUUUUUUGUAAGUACUUUAUCUGAGUUGUCUUUUAUUUUACUAGUUCAGGCUCUUCUUUAGACUAGUAUUAAGUAUUCCGUAUCGGCUAUGCCGUCGGUCGGAAUUAAUUGUGACGUCAUCGUUUUUGUGGCCUACUGCUCAAUCUUUCAGUAUCUCUUUGGAUUUAAAAAAGCAUGUUGAAUUUGGAAACGCCCUUUUUUUAAAUUCAGAAUUGUUCUGCUAAAUAGUUCUUAGUUUUAGGCCUACUACGUAAUUACUUAGCAUACAGUGCAAAUAAUAUAAUUAAUACUUUUGUAGUAAAUCUUUUGGAGCCGAUGAUGCACUCAGCUGUACCUGCCAUUUUAAUUUUAUGAUUUGUUAUUCUGAUUUUCUUGUCAGAUGUCACUAAUCACUAUCCGCAUUGAAAAUUGAUUGGAGAUGGAAAAAAUAUCAGAAUUCUGUUAGAUGCUAGCAUAACUAAAAUUAUCACUGGGUAUGAAUUGAAUCAUUCUAUGAUUUAUUUUUAUAGAAAUAGCCUAAGCCUACACUACAGAAUACUAAACACUGAUCACUGAUACUGAUACUGCCUAUUAUUGCCUACAUUUAUAACUAUUAUACUAUGUUAUACUAUAUAAUUUAUAACUUGGCUAUUGUUAGACUGUUACAUUUUAUUAUAAUAAGUGACCAAGUAGUAAUCAGUUAAGAUAAAAAAAAAUAAAAAGGAGUUUAAUCCACUACUAAACUUAAACUAAGUCAACUCAAUAUCAUGUUCAUUUAUUACUUAGUUAAACUUAUUUCUAUUACUAUUUAACUAUUUUUAUUGUAUUUUGCAUAUUAAUUUAUUAAUAUUAUUAUAUACUAAUACUAUAUUAUUAUAAUAAUUAUAUAAUUAUAUACGACGAUUCUUGGCCUUUAUUAAAAAAAAAAAAAGCUUCAACUUCAACAAUCAAUGGAAUUGUUAUCAUUUUAAUCAUCAAAUCAGUUUCUGUAAUAUUUUAUAAUACAUUUUACUACUUUUAUUAGAUUUAUUUCGAUGUUCAAAGAUUACUAAUGUAAUAAAACUAUCUUAUUGAAAGUAAUUUAGAGUCCCUUUCAUCAUACCGGUGCAAAAAAAAAAAUCCACCAUUUUUUUUUUUUCCGGUGCUGGUGGGGUCAUGACAAUUGGAAGGAAACUUCAUUCUACUGGAAAAGCAUAAAUUGGCUAUUUCAAAGUUAUUCCCCACCCUAUUUGAAUGCUUAACUGUUUUUUAAAGGUUUUAAUGUGACAUUAUUGCUAAAACGGAGUAUUUAAUACAUUUUAUAGCUUACCGUAUGUUCAAAGUGACACAAGAAAAGAACAGAGCUCAAUCCAGUUGCUCUAACGACAUGUGCGUCACCGGAAUACAAAUAUAAAACGUCAUCGAUGACAAAACAAAUGUACAAAUUGGAAACUGUGACGUAAAACGCAUAAAUCCGAGGUCACCGUAGAAGCAAUAGUAAGAUGGCCACUUCAAUUUUUGCGUUUUUUUUCCUCAUGCGCAGAAUGAAUGCGCAAGGGAGUAUCGGUAUGCCUACUUAAGGCUUAAGGUGGUCUAUGGGUCAAAAAUUUUUUUCUGUUUCAAACAUUAAUUAACAUUUUUCUUUUAGUACGUUGUACAUACCAUCUAUACACUAAUAGAAAGAUAAAAUACAUUUAUUUUGAAAUUUUUUUGUGUGACUUUUAUUUCAAAAAAGUAUAAUUUUAUACAAAUUUUUACAGUUACGCAUGGCAUAGUUAUGGAGACAAGAGGUUUUGCAAUAUCACAAUGAAACUUUUGCACACUGAUAAAUAAUAACAUUGUUAAAACACUAUUAAAGAGCUUAUUGCAUUAUAAUGAUUAGGAGAGCUGCAAAUACCAUCUUUGUGGAGUAACAUAGAAAUUUGACAAUUUUGUAGGGUAGCAUAUGUAAAAAAAUAAUUUUAAAAAUUCUGUUUGAUAGAUGUAAAAUAUCAUGUCAUUGACAAGUAGAGAAUAUCAAUGGAAAGAAGCAUGCAAAGUUUGGUUUGAAGUCCGUAGUUAUAAAACUUUUUCUGCUCAUACAUUUGGCAUUACUAAAAAUCUGAAAAAGGCAAAGUUGAGAAAGAUGAAAAAGAAGUUUAAAAAUUUUUUUUUUUUUUUAAACACAGGCUACAUGAACAAUAUAGGAUGGAUACACAAUAGACAUAUACCAUUCAUUAAUUAAAAAACAAAUUAAAAACAUAGACAGAACAGAUCGAAAAUAAAAUGACACAUUUAUUCAAACACCACCCCAUGAGCCUAAUAAAUAAAAUAUACUAAUAACAAAAAUUUUCCUAAGAGAUAUUUGUUAAAAAAUCAUCAAUCAUAAUGUACAGAGUAUCAAUAGAAAUAAGCCUGCAAGUUUUAAGUAUCUAGAUACAAUACUUUUCCUCAUCAAUUCUUAUUAUGAGACAUGUGUUAAAAAACAUUAAUCAUUAUGUAUAAUAUAAAAAACCUUGAAAAUUUUGAAGCAUAUAGCAAUAACACUUUUCCUCCUGAUACAUCUGAUGUCAGAGAUAAAUGAAAAAUCCUAAGUUAACUCUCUGCAGUCUGACGUUUUUUUCACAUUUCUUAAAAAUCUUAAGGUGAUUUUUUUAAAAUAAUUAAUUAACUGAUCUGAAAUAGCUCUGAUCUGAUCAGUUAAAUAUAUUAACUUGUUCAUCUUUGACUCAGCUAUUAUUAGAUAUUUUUUGUAUAUUUUAUUUUCUUAGUUAUAAAAAUAAUUGAAACAUUAUUGGAGAAUUAUUUUUUUUCCUUUUAUGCAAAGUUUUGACAAAAUUUUCACACAGUAUGAAGGAAAAAAAAAAUCCUUGUUUUAAAAGAUUUAAAAUUUAUUUAAAUAAAAUACUUCAUCAUCUAAUACUAGGGGUGUGCCGGAAUCCGUUCCGCCGGAUUUUGCACUAUCCGGUGAAAUCCGGUUCCGCCGGAUUUACAUGUAUCCGGAACAACCGGAAUCCGAAAUAUACCGGAUUUCGAAAUUUGCCAGAUUUUGUGACUCACCGGAUCAUAAUCUGAAAUAAAAGUAAUACUUGUUACGCACUGACGUGUAUUGGGAGAAAUUAAUCUCCUAUUUUAAUUUUAAUUUGGCUCGAUGUAAACAGUGCCUAACAAAGGACGAUACCAUAGAAUCAACAAUAUUAAAGAUACGACCCAAAACAGUUUCUAGUUACAAUUAAUUAAGAUUUAUUAUGUCUUAAGAUAAUUACAAAAUAAAAUAAAAUUACAAUCUUCAACUUACAGUAUGGCAGAUGUCGUACCGGUACACAGUUAAUACAAUUAGAAAUAAUGAUGCCAAUAAAUAAUGCGAAAUAAACACAUAUAAGUAGGAGCACACAAAUACACAAAGAAUAAAACACGCCUCGUAAUGUUAAGAAAAUCAUACACAGUUAAUACAAUUAGAAAUAAUGAUGCCAAUAAAUAAUGCGAAAUAAACACAUAUAAGUAGGAGCACACAAAUACACAAAGAAUAAAACACGCCUCGUAAUGUUAAGAAAAUCUAUCGGAAAUCUCCGUCCCUCCUCCGUGCCUGUCAAUCCCUUAUAUAGGUGGGUCUACCGACGCCCAAGCCCUGCCUUCGAGACAUUUCGAGAAAAAUCCCAAUCAUUCUACCAAAUACUAUUUGGAACAGAUUAAUUAUUUUUAUUCGUUGGCGGCGUCAACAAGUUACUUCAAAGGCCUAAACCACACCCCUUUGUGAACACAGCGUCUCAUGCGGGGUCAAUCAGAGGGCACGCACGAGAAAAUAUGAUGUAAACAAGCUCUCUAUAACAUACUCUUUCCCGAAUUCCACACGAUCAUGAUACAUUAAUCGAUUGUUUCGAGCGUUGAGCUUGUUUAAUGUUUAAUAUUCCGAACUUACCAGAGGCUAGAGUCAGCACCGCUAAUAGUGGCCAAUCGGCCCAAUCCCAUACAUGAUGAAAAAUUUUUAUUUUCUAAUUUAUUUCAAAGUUCUUCACAUCCAACUUCCAAUCAGCCAAUGUCAUUUAGCCAUUUAGGCCAACUGUUCAGAAGGCAUCCAACCCCUCAGAUUUACCGGUAUCUGCAAAGUACCAAAUCCGGAAACCGGAAUCCGGAUCCGGCGGAUUUCGCAUAAGAAAACCCGGAACCGGAUCCGGUUGGAAAAAACGGAUCCGGCACACCCCUAUCUAAUACAAUUCAUAGUCAAACAUGACAAAAAUUCUAUGAACAAUCAAAAAGUUGUCAACAUUUUAGCAAAACCUAUAUUUUGUCUUUUUUUCCUAAAAAAUGCUCUAUAAUUUUUCUUUUAAUUAAAAUUAUGUUUUGUAUGUAAUAUAUUUAAAAAAAUGGGCCUCAUAGCUUAUAGAUUUGUAUAUUAAAUAUAUUUGUUAAUAAUUCUUGAGUAACAGAUAACUAAGUAAAAUUUAAUGAUUAUAUAAAUUGCUCAAAACAAGAGUCAAUGUUGUUUUUUUUCAUUUUAAACUAGCGGUAUUCGCUGAUGUUAAACUUAAAAAAAAUUAAAAUGUUUCAGUACAAUAAUGCUUAUUUUGAUACUCAUGUCAAAUACAAUCCAUUCCUCACUAAUGUGAUCUAUUUUUUCCCAUGUACCGGCAUUUUUAUAUAUCUUUGUUAUAAUCCUCACAUAACACAGGCUGAUAAACUACAGUAUUCCUUAAUUAUAUUUAUGGACUCUGAACAAAUAUUAUUUCUUAAAACAGUCUGCAGUUUUAUUAUAAUAAUUAUAUUUGAUAAAUAAGAGCGUGUCCUGGACUUGAUUUCUACAUAAGAUUAGGUAAGAUUUUUCACCACAGAAUAUUCACUCAAUAAAGAAAGAACCUGUGAAAAAAAAAAAAUUGAUUGAUUCAUAAAUAAAUUAACACUAAUGGUAUCAGUAAUGGUAUGCUAUCAGUAAAGGAAAAUACCAUUAAUCCUAGUCCAAAUGCCUAAAUUAGAACAAAAGUAAACCAUUGUACAUAGGAAAUACAUUAUAACAUAUGUUGUAACAAUAUUGUGAUUUUAUUCUGUAUGCAUUUUGCUACCAAGUGAUUAGAUUAAAACUUACCACCACUUGUUUUAAGGGUAAAAAUCUUCAAAGAUAUUCAUCCAGUAACUCUGUAACUCAGUAAAAGGGUGGAGUCAAGGCUUAAUAUUUAGGAUCAAUAACGAAUAAGGGCUUCUUGAUCCAAUAUAUGCAUUUUUGUCUCUCUCUCCUCCUUCCCAUUAGAGUUAGAGAGCUUUUAAUAAAAACAUAAUUUUUUUUUUUUAUUCUGCCGACAGUAGUCUCUACUAAUACUAGUGACUAGCGAUAAUGAUAAUUAAAUUUAAGCACAUUUCUACUAUGCAUUAUUAGAAAAUUUAGAUGAUUAUUCUUGGCUGUACCAUAUUUUAAAGAAAUAUAUUUAGUUAAUAACUCAGAAUCUCAGAAGUCCUUAACUUUAAAUUUAUUUAAUUACGCAAGUUCCAAUCGGCCGAAAUUUGCCGCAAUUUUUUUUUAGAUAUAUAUUUCGCAUAGCGACGCUAUUUAUUUAUUUUAUAAUUACUGAAACUCAAUAAAAUUCAAAUAGAAUAUAUCAAUAUAAGUAUAAAUGGAUAAUAUAUACUUCAGCCAAUUAAAAUUUUAAAAAUAUCACUUUAUUGUUUUAUUAUUAAUUUUAAAGUCGGGAAAUCAUAAUUAAAAUUAAGCUUAGUUGUUUACGAUAGCAUUAGUCUGUACUUUUUUAUGUAAAUCGUGAUAAAUUUCAUGAUUAGAGUCUCCAUUUGGAUACAUUACUUUAGACAAACAAAUAACUCCUUGAUAAAUCGGGAAAUUAAAAUCAUUUGACAAUAUCCAUACUACUAUUUAAUUUUCUUUGUGAGACUCAUAUUUUUUGUUUUUUUGGAAAUCUGCGAAGCUUUCAAGGGAUACUCCGCGAUGAAUAAGUUUCCCAAAAAAAUUUUUUAAAAUAGUAAUUUCAAAUUUUGUAAUAAUUUUAAUUUUUUUACAAAUACUUAAGCUAAUGAAACAAAUUAUUAAAAUAUAAUAAAUAAAUUUUUUCAAUAAAAAAAAAGUUAAAAAAUAAAUAACCCACCCACAAAAUCUAUGGUACUUAUAAGUACCAUUUCUCUAUAGUCGGACUGCAGAGAGUUAAGGUAUCGAAAAUAGUUGAAAAACAUCAUUUUAAAAAAAUCACAGGCCCUUUAAACAAUAUAAAGGUCGCAUUGGUUUUAAACAUAAACUAUUUAAGCUAAAAUAAAGAUUAAAAAAAAAAAACAAACAUGUAAAUUAUUGAAAAUUUCCUCAAUGAUAACAAAUGUGCUUCGUACAAAAUAAAAUAAAUUAUCUUUUAAAAGAGCUUGAGAAAAAUUAACUGGGACAGUUUAGAAAAAAAAACCCAUCUGUCUUUAUGUAGAUAGAAUCAAUGGAAAUAAGAAUGCAAAGCUGUAAUCAUGUAGCUAUAAUAAUACUUUUGACCCUAUCUCACCCGACGCCGUUAAUAAAAAUGAAAAACGCAAAGUAAAAUACUAUGAAACAGAUUAGUCACAAGGUCAAUUCAAAGAUAGGCUGUAAAUUGACCUGUUGAUGAAUUGAAUAAUUAGACAUGUCAUUUAAUAAGAUUAAAAAGAAAUUUCUAAGAUGACUGUAGAAAUAAACUGGACAAUUCAAAUUAUACAUUCACGAGCCAUGGACGCUAAAUUUUUAAAAUAAAUUAUUAUUAGUCUUAGUAGUAAAAUAUGCAUAGAAGGCAAAGUAUCAAUUCAUCAUCUUAUAGUCAUAAACUUCUUUAGGGUGUACGUUACUUCAGGAUUCUUUGUGUAGACUGCGGACACAGCAUUAUUUUUUUGUUCUCAUUGACAAAGAAUGGCAGUCAGAAACUGUGUCUUAGAUUUGUUGUUACCGAACGCAUCUGGCCUGACGUCAUUAUGGUUAUUGAAAAAAGCCAUGGACAUAUUGCUAGUCUUUUGAUACUAACUAGCAUGGCUGUUUUCUCACCUUGUAGCCAAUGUUCUUUUGUUUGUAAGUCCAAUACUGAUCAUGUAAGACACUGCAGGUCUGAGAAGCAAUGUUCUAAAGAUAUCAGUCAGCAAUGGCAGUGAUACCCCUUGAAAUUGAAUGCAUGUUCACAUACAACAAAUGUGUUGUGAUGUUUGUGAAAUUGCUCUCUGACAAUAAGGGGCUUAUUGAAUAGAAUGAUCAUGAGAGCAUAGCUGCAUGUUUAGGAAAGGCAUGUUGGCAUAAAUCUUCGAGAUGAAAAUGGAAUUCUCAAACUUCACUGCUCUUGUAUGGUAUCAUACUUUUCCUUCCCAGUCUUUAGAUUCAAGGAGAUGCCAAAGGUAACCUAGAGAUGAUAAAAAAAAUAUUACCCUAUAUUAAUUUAUAGUAUAGAAAGUAAAAAUUCUGGGAUUUUAUUCUAAGUCUAAGUAAGAUAUGAACAUCAUUCAAAAUAAUUUUUAACUUUUAUAUUUUAUAUCAUAAACGAAAUUAAUUUUAUAAAGUUAGGCAGAGAAAAUAAAAUUGAAUUUACCAGAGAUGCUAUAUUUUUUAGAUUAAUUAUUAAAACAAUAUAUUUAAUUCUUACUGUGGGCACGUGCAGUUGACUAUGUUUUUGUCUAGACUAGGACUAGAGUUAGAGAUACUAGCACGGCAUGGCAUUGCUGCCAAAAGUUAUAUAAUAAAUAAAAAUAAUGUUAAAUGCUUAGUGUAAUUUUUCAUUUCUUCUGAUAAUGCAUUUAUCAACUUACCAACAAUAUGGUUCAUAAAUCCACAAAAAUGCUAAAUUUUGAUUUCUUGUGUCGAUUUCGAGUCCAUUCAUUAAAAUUAGCGACAAUAGGUUCAUUGAAAAAAUAACAUCAUUUUUUUUAGACCCUAAGCGGAAGUAAAAGUGGAAUGUAGGUAGAAAACAUUCAAUCUCGUUCAAAUUUUAACAUAUUUGACCAAUUAUGGAGUUUAAAAUUCGUUUAUAAAGUACGGAAUAGCUUCGCCAUAAAUUUUUUUGCCAUUUUUUAUUACGGAACCACAGCAUUCCCGCUGUGUUUCUCUUUCUAUCGAUACCAAAUAUGUGUAUAUAGCGCUGUACGAACUACAUGUACCGUAACUAAGGGCUAAAAAGACACACUUUGGCUUCCCCAGUUUUAUUUUCAUGAAAAUGUAAUCUUACCAUACCACUUUUAAAUGCUUAUUUAACAACUUUAAAAUACAUUUAAAAAAAAAAAAUUAACAGAAAAGUAUUUAUAAGAGGUUAAUCUAGCAGAAAACACCGUAAUCUCAGUUUGGAAAAAAAUAACCAGAGUAUCAAUUUUUUCACCCAUGGACCACCUUAAUUAAAGCUUAUACUGAUGUGGUCAGUUAGAGUAGUUAGACUAGUAAAAUAGUAGUAGUUGGCUUUUUGUGUCUUCAUUUCAAAGUGAUAGUAGGAACCUGGCAUUCACUAAAAAAAAGCUAUCCAUUAUUUGCUUGUCAUGUACACAAAUUUAGUUAUUAUGGCAAGGGCAAAGUGUCAUCCAUAAAUCGUAUCUUGCAUCUAGGGGGCAAUGGUGUCAUGGAUAUGGGACAAUGUAUUGUUAAGGUGUCUAAAUUCUGUGGCAAAUUUAUGUUUUUUGUUUUUUUUGGGGGUGGGGGAAGAUAGUUAGUCCAAAUUUGGCUAAAAUAUUUUGAUGACAUUAAUUAAUCAUUUAUUUAUGGAUGUACCCUAUCUUUCGUCUAUAUUUAUAUACACAUACAUUGUUAUGUUAUAAACAAGCUAUUUAAAAAGUUAUUCCAUUUUUGGGAAAACUUUCUGCUCUUACCUCUUAAAAUGUUUUAGUAGGCCUUCUGGGAUCUAAUUAAAGCAGUCAAUAUCUUCCUCAAGAUUAAAUCCAAGGAAGAGUUUUUAAAUUAUAUGGAAAUGCCAGUAUUUAUUGUAAUAAUAGCAUUUUUUUACAAAGACUACGCAAACAAAUAAAAUUUGAAAUUGCAAGGGCUGUGGCUGCGUUAAAUCUUUAACAACUCUGAUCGAAUGAUGGAGGAACAAAGUGUUUUUAAUCAAAGCUUGAUUUAUUCAACUGUCAAUAUAAUACACACUUCGCAGCCCUUACAGAGGUUGCUCAGCCACUUCAAGGCUGAAGUAAAACUAUUACUUAUAAAGUUGUAAUCAGGUUUUCAAUUUGUUUUAAAGUUAUUCCAAUUUUUGUUGUUGAGGAAAAUGUAUUCUCAUGGGAUAUAUUCAUUGUACCACAAAUCUGCAGUUUUUGGGAGAGGAUGAGGGUUCAGUGCUGAUGGAAAUAUCUAAGAUGCACCAUUAUAGAGCGCUGAUAACGAUAACAUACACAUUUUUGUGUGCAUAAUAAUUUUAAUUAAAAAAUGUUACAUUGGAAUGUUUUGGUGUGAAAAAAUGUUGGUAGCCUCCACAAUCAAAAAAAGGUUGGACAGCAUUAAUUUAGAUGAUUCUGAUGUAGCAGACACAUGGCUACUGUCAUAAACUGGGAGUUUGUUAGCAUUGUUCUUCACAUUGUGGUAGAUCACAUCUUAACUUUCUGCGAGAUGUGAUGUGAUGAUCAGACUGAAUGAAAUCUGAAAUUAUAUUGCAUGUCAGAGGAAUUAAAAAAAACACCUUUCAAUAAAUAGAAAAAUUAAUACUAGAGGUGUUAUAAUUUAUAUUAAACAAGUGGUUACUGGAUACUUCAUGUAAGGAUACUUGCAAGUAACUUACGUAGUAGUACUGAUUGAUGCAUUCAAAUUUAUCAAGCAUAUAAAUUAAGUUUUUCAUAGUCAAUAUAGGUUUGUAGACACAGUUGUCUGUCACAGGUACCAUAUAUACUAGCCUAUAAUAGGUCGCACACUUAGUUUGGGUUUGUCAAUUUGGCUAUAUGCGGUUAACCCGCAGAUAGGUUGCACACAUAGUUGGGAGUUAAACAGACCUUUUUUAACAUUAAUGUAAAAAAAAAUAUUUGUUAAAUAGAAAUUUCCAAAAAUGUUUAAAUUACACUUUAAAAAUGAAAAGUAAUUGUUUUUAACUUUUUUACGUUAAAUAAACAUAAAAAAAACAUAUUGCCCUUAGGAUUCAACUAGGGCAAAAAUGAUAAAAUAACUACGACUACAGUUGUAAUAUUAAUUGUCUACGCCACACUGAAUAACAGUGAGGGACAGAGAUAUCAAGCAUAUACAAAUAAAAUAUUAAUUACAAUUUUUGAUUUAGUUAUGGUUUUGCAGAUGUAUUAAAAAAAAAAUUUAAUAGAUAAAUUAAGGUGAGAUGAUUUUAAAAAAAAAAAAGCACUUUCACAAAUGUAUGAUGUAAUUUUAAUAAAAUUUUUGAUCUUGUUUUACUGAUAAAGCUAAUAGCUGAAAUGUCUAAAUGUAUAUUUUGUCCUCUAACUAAAGCAUAAGUAUACUGUUUUAUUUGAAUAAAUUGUUUGUGUCUUGGUGUUAUUGUAUUUAAGGGUGAACAAUUUGAUUUUUCUCAUUUAUUUCCUCAGAAAUAGAGCCAGGAUUGCACAAGUGUUUACAAUGUAGAAAAUCUUAUUUAAUUACAAAAUAUUCUAUGUAAGUAUUUUAAAGGUUGUGAAUGAAACAUUCAGUUAAAACUUUCAAGAUCAGUGAUUAUCAAGCUGAAAUUUCAAAUGUGAAUUGUGAAAUGUUGUUUUACAGUUAGAAGUCUACAUGAAGUUUAUGUUUUCCUGUAUUAAAUUAUAAUAAUUUGUAUUUAAAAUGCUUUGAAUAUAACAAUUAUUCGUCAAUAUAUAUUUUAGUAUAAAAAAAUGUUUUUUAAAAAUAACUGCAUUUUCUUUGACAUAUUUUGUGGUCAGUAAUUUAUGAGAAGCAUAUUUAUUACAUAUCCAUAAUCUUUAAUACAGAUUCAUACUCUCUUUUUAUUGAAACUUGAUAUUGUUUUUUGAUGCAUCCAUAUUUUGUAGAAAAUUUGCAUCUGUUCUGAGAAGUUUGUGAAGGUCUUUCACUCAAGUGAUGAACUGUAGCUGCUAACCAUAUCUUUUAUCACCACAAAAAUGAGACCAAGUGGGAAGCGAGAUGCAGCAGUGGCAGCCAAUGCAGCUAUUAAAGAAAAAGGUACUAUUUGUUUAGUAAAUAGUUAUAUAUCUCUUUAAUAUGGAUUUAGUCAUAAUAAUAAUUGCCAUUGCUAUAACAGAACAACAUAAAAAUUUAUUGAAAUCUCAGCGUAUUCAGUAAACUUAACUCACGUCACAUUCUGCACUUGCCAUUAGACUCACAUAAUUGACUGUCUCAAGGAACUUGACAAGCGUGAAUCAUGAAGGAAUCUUUGUGAUAUUCACAUACCCAACGUGUUUUUGUCAUUGUGCUUCAAGGACUUUGAGCUCUCAUGCCAUUCAAGCAGCAAACUGUUUGUGUACCAUGGUGUAAUUAUUUUUUUCCAAAAUGGUAGCAUUAUUCCCAUUUUGUUCUUUCCUUUCUUUUCUUUUUUUUUCUUUGACAAUAGCAUUAAGAAGACUCAGUGUCUGCUACAUACCUGUAUUGAAAUGGCACAGACCAAACAAGAAGUACUUUGUUUUCUCACUGUAGUUAUAACAAUGAUAUUUAACAUGGCUGAUUCUCGGCUGAAAAUUUCAGGAUUAAGCCUGUCUGUCCCUUUUCAAUGGAUCUGCUUAGUGAGUAUAAUUGGUUCAUAUCAACCAUAAUUUUUGUAUUACACCAGCCGAUCCUGGCUUAGUAGCCAUUCGCAACAUCUUACAAAAUGGUGUGACUGACUGUUUUAAUUAUUACUACUCAUAAAAUAAUAAUGAAAUUUGAUUAGGCAUAGGAAAUUUUAGGCGCAGAUAAAUGAUUUAUAGAUUCAUAGCAGGUAAGAUGUUAAUUUUGGUUGAAAACACUUUACCGCAGUAGAGCAUUGGUCAAAAAGUAAUUAUUUUAUUUGUGGUGCUGUUGAAGUAAGAGAUAUAUAAUAUAGCCUGUCAUUACCACUUGAAAACUGUUUAAAGGUCAUUGCUGUUUGCCAAAAUCUUUGUCAAAUCAUGCCGCCAUUUUGGUGUGCAUGCAACUAUUUAAAAAUAUUUUUGGGAUCAGUAACUUUCUUGUUAUUUUUUUUUUUUUUGCUUUCCUAAUUCUUAAUUUCUUUUUUAGAGGCUAAUUUUUUCAUGUGUUUAAAAAUUUAGUUUUUGUAACUUUUUAUUUACCAAAAUCUUUGUCAAAUCAUGCCGCCAUUUUGGUGUGCAUGCAACUAUUUAAAAAUAUUUUUGGGAUCAGUAACUUUCUUGUUAUUUUUUUUUUUUUUUGCUUUCCUAAUUCUUAAUGUCUUUAUUAGAGGCUAAUUCUUUCAUGUGUUUAAAAAUUUAGUUUUUGUAACUUUUUAUUUCAAACAGAAUUGAGUUUUUGUAUUUAAAAGAACACUAUAUGGUAAAAGUGUGUAUAUUUUGAAGACACUUGUGUAAUAUAUCUUAGGAUUUUUGCAGUUAAAUUUGAUAAAAAUUAAUAACAUACAUUUUUAAUUUAACUAAACAUUUCUUAGAUUGCAUUUCAUCAUGGUCAUCUCUUCUAUCCCCUCUCAAUACACACUACAGUAUUAGUUCCUGCAUCCUUUGUACCAUUUUUUCCACUUUUGUUAAUAUUGUUAAUAAUACUACAUUUAAAAAUGAGACUUAGAAAUUAAUCUUAAUCCAGAAUAUCCAUUAUUAUAACCCUGUCUCAUGGUUGACGCUUUUGCAUGCUUUAAAACCUUAUUAAUUGUUUAUAUAGUUGUAUUAGGGCCUGCUUUCUCCUUUUCUUAGAUAUUAUUCUUUUUCUCACAAGCCCCAAAUAAAGUACAGAAAGAUAUUAAGAAGAAAAUCGCCAGACUUUUUGCACUUUUUAAAAAUCGCUUUUAAAUUGCUCAGCUAAUUAUCUUUUAAGGAUCAUAUGCUAAAAUAUAAACUUCAUUGGUAGGUUUGCAGUGGAUAAAAUACUUUUGGGAUCUUAGAUUUAAAUAUUAAAAUCUUUCCAAGAGACAAUUAGUGGUUAAUGGAAAAUUUGUUUAACUGGUAAUAAUAUAAUUGUACUUAAAGCGUGCCAUAGACUUUUUGUUUUAUUUUUACUGUUUUAUUUUGAAAAACAACCUCCCUUUGUAAAGUUGAAUUUUAAGUUUGAAAAUUAAAAUAUGUGUACAAAUAACUUAAUGCAUAUUUAAAAAAAAUAAAAAGCAUAAUUUGAUUUCUGUAGUUGCUCAAAAUCUAAUUAAAAUUGUAAGAAGAAAUCUGUUUGUGUCUAAACUUUACUGUACUCAGAGUUGACUUUGCUGUAACGUUCUAUUGCCAAUUUUACCUUCAGUUUAAUUUUCAUAUUUUUUUCCCGUUAUAAUAUUAUAUUCACCUACUGGAGUGAAUUGGUGACUAGUUGCAGUUAGUUGCUGUUGCACGCUUAUUUACCUUUUCUUAAAUGAAAUAAACAAAUCAGACAUAAAUCUUAAAUCAAAUCUUCUUUUUAUGUCAAAUUAGAAAAGGACGUUAAUUUUAUUAAAGAGGUUUUACAAAAAUAAGUAUGUAUAAAGCUGAAAGUAAAAAAGAACAAUAUUGAUUUCUUAAAAUCUGAAUUGCAAAUUAUGUUUUUCUUAAAACACUAAAUAUUUGCUUCUCUGUGCAUGAGACUGGGGGUGUGCCUGUUGUUCUGACAAGGUUGAGUGUCCCCCCUUAAACAAAUCAAAUAUUAAACCACUGCAAAAGGUCAUGGAAAUCCCAUGCUGUGUUCCUGGUUGUGAUAUGUAUUUUUAAAAAGUAUAUCUUUUUUUUUGUGUGGAAUAAGUUUGGCUUGCAUGCCUUUAGCAAGUCUUUAUAGGCACAUAUUUUAAUAUCAUUUGUUUGCGAAGCAACAUUUGCAACUCAGCUUCACAAAAGUGCUUCAACAACAAGUCGUUUUUACUUAGGUUUAUUUUAUUAGGCACAACUAAAUACAUGAUCUUUUGCACAAAAAAUGAAUAAAAAAGAAUGAAACAAAAAGAAUCUUUGUGGAUGUUGUUUGGAUUAUUGGCUGAUACUAAAUCAAUAGUAUCUUAAUCUUUACCAUUAGAUGUCCUCAUUUUUUUCUUCAAUUUUAAAUUAUUUCUUUGCUCAUUUCUUUUUUUUUUUUUAUAUGAAAAGUCCCCUUAUUUAACAUACUUUUGGUCCUUGAUUAUCAUUUCCUGUUAAUGGCACUAACAAUUUUUUGGGGUCAUUACUGUUUUUGCAUUUAUCUAUUAGCCUUAGUUAUUAAUAAAGUGAAUAAAUAAUGAGGCAAUAAUAACUUAUUUUAAAAAAUGCAACCUAAAAUAUAUUUUUUGCACAAAUCACUGUAAGAAGAUUGGAUUUACACAGCUUUGCAAAGUUAUAGUUUAGAGCAACAUAGCUAAAUCUAUAUUACUUUUUACAAUUAGAGUAUUGUACAAGCAAUGCUGAAAGAAUUGUAUUUUUUUAUUCUUUUGUAUCUUCUUAAGCAAAUUUAAAAAAGAAAGCAAGUGUUAAAUCAAGCAAUAAAUAAUGUAAAAUAAUGUAAAAUGUCUAAGGAAAUAAUAAUUCAGGUGAGUUACUCUGCACAGUAGGCUGAAGUGGUUUUAUUCAAUGGAGUAAUAUAAUAUAUUGUUUUCUAUAAAUUGAGUAUUUUGUUUUUAGUAAUAAUAAUUAAUGAAAAUAUUUUGUCAAAUACCAGUUUGCAGUUAUAUUUUAGACUUUAAAAAGUAAAUUGUAUUACCUAUCUUGAAUUACUGACUGUUAUUUUUUUAUUUUUUUUUAAUAAAGGAAAUUAAGUUUUAAUCAAGCUAUAUUUUGCAGAGGAGGAAAAACAUUUAUUGCCAUUAGUUUAUAAUUAUAAUCUUAUCUUUAAACGUGUAUCGCAACAUGUGAGCAAUUUGUUAAUUUGUACAUUUCAUAAAUAAAUGAUAAAAUUAGGAUUUAUUGUAAACAAUGUAAAUGUUUGUUGAAUGGAUUUUUCCUCCCCCCCCCCAUUUAAAAAAAAAAUCCAUAUUUUUCUUUACUUGAAAUUUUAGAAUUUGUAGGCAUGAUUUGAUUAUAUAUUUUUUCAUUAACUUUGAUUUAUGACAGAUAUUUAUUUCCUGGUAUAUAAAACAAUUCUUGAUUCAUAUUUUGAUGUUUUCUAUAGGUGGUCCUUGAGGUACCCAGGAGUUGUAGAUUUUUCUACAAUUUUUCUUUUCCAUUCAUUUUAACGCAUCUGCAGUUAUUAGUGUUCUUGCUUUUUAUUUUUUUUUUUGUUGUGUCAUUGGUUGUCCUAACAGUAAUGGCAUCCCCACAUUUUCACAUUUAAACUUAUCAUUCAAAUGUCUGUAUAUUUCUCAACAUAUUUAAAAAAAAAGAUCUUGCAUAACUGCCACUCAACUUUUCAUAAUACACUUCAAUUAUUUAUAUAUAGUGUAAACUUGCACUUUGUUUUGGGUUCUUGUGUUUUUCGGAUUUAAAUUCAUCAGAGAUGUUUAAAAAAAAACAACAAUAUAUUUAUUAUAUUAUUAUGGUAAAUCGUAAAAAUAACUCAUCUUCUGCGUUCAAUAAAUAUUUUACAUGGUUAAAUUGUUACUCAUAUAGUAAAUAUUGUGAAUUAAAAAAAAACAACUUUGUUCGAAUGUUUAUUAGAGAUUUUUCAUUGUAAACAAACUAUAGGAACCCAAAGACAAAAUUGUUUUGCAAGAUUCUAUAGUAAAAAGAUAGUGUAAUCUGUUGAAGCUUUAAAAUAAUUAUAAAAAAAUGAAUAUUUUAUUUUAAUUAAUUUAGUUACCCUCAAUAGAUCAUUAUUUACCUUCUAGUUGAAUAAGGCAAUUUCUUGAAGUCUAAAUACUUUUAAAAACUAAUCAAAGCAAAGUACAACACUUAACGUUGCCCUUGCAAACAACCGAGUACACUGUCCGAUUAUAAAUACUAAGUUGCAAAACUGCCAGGGUAUUUUUCUUCCUGCCUCUAUCCACAAGAUUGCUAUAAUUAUUAUUUAUAAAAAUAAAUAUACUAUAACCUAAUGUGUUGGCUGCACUCCUGUUUGAAAAACUUGGGUAUUAAUGUUGUCCCCAUAACCAAAAUGGUAUUGGAAGACUCUUAUGUAUUUAAGUUUUAUUUUAUUUCUUUGUUAUUUUCCUGAUUAAGUCUCUACAUGGUUACAAGAAUGUCAUUUUCUGUUUCAAAAGUUUUACUAAAAAUUCAGUUCCUCUUUUGUGGGCAAAAAAUGUUUCCUGUCGUGAAUGCUGCUAACUUAAAAAAAAAAUAAAAAAAAAAAAAAUGAAAUUGAAAUCUCACAUUUGUAAACGUUGAUUCAAAUCAGAUCAGUGUAAUUUUAACUUUUAAAAUUUUGAUAAAUAUUAGCUUAUUUAAAAUAAAUCACCCCCAUGAUGAUUUUCUAAUCUAACAUAAAGACCAAAAAUAUACUUAAAAAUUGAUGUUUUUUAAAUAAAUUUUUUUAACAAAGCAAUGUUGCAUUUUACUUAUAUUUUCUGUAAAAUGCCGUAUUAAAUACACAUUUUUUGUGCAUAAAAUAUGCCAUUUAAAAAGAUUAAUGCUUUGGCUUUGUAAGAUUAAAUAAAGAAUAUUUUCUGUUAGGCUGAACUUCGGUUAUUGUAUAAAUCUUACCUCGAUUCUAACUGUUAGUCUGAACUCGGUUAUUUUAUAAAUCUUACCUCGAUUCUAACUUUUUGCUAACAGUUCCCCAUGCUUCUUUUUAGUGUAGUUGGUGAGAUGGUAGUUUGCUGUGUUGGUAUCUGGAGUUUAUGUAGUCACGGAGCGUCUGCUGUUAAAUUUCCUAAGUUGUGAGAUCUCAAUGUUUCUAUAUUCUCUCGGAGUUUAUUAUAAGUUUUUUUGGUUUCAUUUCCAUGCUUAUCCAAAUCACUCAUUGUAGAAACAAAAUGCAGCUUUCAGAAACUGUAAUUUUUCUUUGUCUUUCCGCACAUUUUUAAUUUCAAUCUGCCACAUAGUUGCUGAACUUUUUUUUUUUGAAAUGGGGACAGUCUUUUCCUAUUUCUAAAUCUGAUUGCUGGCUCUCUGUAAGCAACUCAGUGCAUGGUAGCAUUUCAAGAAUUUGUAACCUAUAACCAGCUUUGUUAGUGGCAGGUCUUGUACUAAUGAUGUAAAUGCGUUGUCUUUUUUAUGUUUUCUUCUGUUGUGUAUUACUUGUUGGAACCGUUUAACCUGGGAAAUAACAUUUACAUUAUUAAGUUUUUUUUUUUUUUAAAUUCACAUUUUUAGCUUACACUGUUGUAAUUUCCAUAGUGACCUGUAUUUACAUUAAAAAGUUAUCAAGUUAUAACCAAAACAAUAUAUUAAGAAUGCAACAUAAUGGCAUAAAAUUUAGCUUACUGGUUCUGUUAUAUAAAUCUAGGUAUGAUUUUGAAAUCUUUUAACAUUUAAUAUUAGUUAAAAGUAAUAAGAAACGCAAAAGAGACUGAAAUAUAUUUAAAUUUUUUUUUUCACAAUAAUGUUCUGCAGAAAAUUUUGAAAGAAAGUAAGUCUUACAAGGAACCAAAUUUUGUAAUUAAGUGCACACUUCAAGUUAUCACAUACACAUAUUUUUUGGUGCUUUAUAAAGUGCUAAUUUGCAGGAUGAUUUCAACACUGUUAAAACAUAAGGUGAAUAUACAUUAGCUUACUACACUUUAUGUAACAACUUGAAAGCAUGAUGUGUGAUCUUUCACAAUUUGCCUGAGUAACUUAUACAUUUUUUUAUGCCUUGAAUACAUCUUCAGAAGGUGGUAGGGCUUUAAAAAAAAAAAAAAAAAAAAAAGGCCUUGCUAUUAUUAAUAUUUUUAAAGAUAAUUAAAAUAAAACAUAGGUAACAAAAUUCAAAUUUUUAAAUGCUGAUAUGAAAUAAAUUCAAAUAAAACCAUAAUAUAAUUUUUUUUAAGGAAAAAAAAAUGAAUUAUUGGUAUUAAUUAGAAGGCUAAUUUUGUAAUACCAAUUACUAAUAUUUAAAUUAUUGGCAGUAGUAUAAUCUUAGUCACUUUCCUUUCAAUAAAUAUAAUUGUGGGCACCUUCAUUAGUUAAACUUCAAGUAUAUUAUUUCUGUUAUGGAAUACAAAAUUAUGCAAUGAAUUUUAUCAAAAUAAUUAUGUAUUUAUGUUUUAUAAAAAAAAAAAGCCUCAUCAAUUUUUUUAAAGGAGUUGAAUUAAUACAUAUCAACCAUUAAAUAAUAAAGUGAAUUUUUUUUCUGUUUUGGGCCUGCUAUGUGCUAAUAUAAAUUAUUGUAGCCUAGUGUUGUCUCUAACAUUGUCAAAUAGAGUUGGGGAGCUAUAACAAUAGUUAUGUCAAUGUGAAUUUUGCUGACUUAAAGUUCACUUAUCCAUUCAUUUAUUUCACAAUCAUUUUAGCAGAAAAAAAUCCUAUGCUAAAUGCAAUAUUUCAUAUUUACACUUCUCAUUUGUCUGAUAUAAUUAGAUUUCUAAAAAUCUGUCCCACUUCACUUAUAAAAUUUAGUUUCUAUAUUUUGGCAGAAAUUAAAUACAAUGUUUUCACAUCACUUUCCAAAAUAGAUUUUGUUUUUAUGUGUUCAUAGUUGACCAUAACAUAUUUGUUAAAGAUUUUAGAAAGGUUAUAAUUAACAGAUUUGAUACUAAGCUUUAUGUGCAAAAGAUAAACAGAUAAGAAUCUUUGAGAAUCAUUAUUUCGGUUAUGGUUUUUCUUGGGAUAGAUUUGUCUUUUUGCAUUAAAAAAGAUUAAUGGGACACAGUUGCUUUUUGCACCCUGUCAUUUAACAAUGUUUUGCAUGCUAAUUGCAAAUCGGCACUCUUUAAAAGCCAAAUUUUAACUGGAGAGCUGGAUAUUGUUACAUGUGGCUAAGUUAUAAAAUGUCUGUAUUGUAUCUGUCAUUCUUGCCAUUCCACACACUCAUCUUGCUCUUCACUUACAGUCUAUGUUGUAUUCAUGGAAUGGUCCAAAAACAAUGCACACAUUUUAAUUGCCCACAAGCCAUUUCUGUUGUGGCCUUUUUGAGGGGCAGUUGUGAUUGUUUGGGCCCAAUAAAUAUCGAUGACUGCUUUGCUUCAAAUUAAUGUCAGUGUUUCCAAACCCUUUCAUAAUGUCGAACCCAAUUUGAAAUAUUUAUUUGGCUCCUUAUCCUUUACUUUAAACUGUCAACCUAGUUUAUUUUUAAAACCUGGAGUAUAUACUUUUUUACUUGAUGCCGUGAAUAACCCCAAAAAUAUUGGUGGAUUAAUAAUAAGACACCUUUAGUUUUAAUGAAACUAGAUAAAAUAUUUGCAAGAAAUGUUGAGAUAGCAUAUCCAUUCCACAAAUAAAGACUUCACAUUUCCCCACUUCUCUCAUGUUUGAUAGCAGAGACUAUACAUAGUGCCUAAAUUUAUAAAUAUAUUUAAAUAUUAUUAGUUGCUCGUAGUUUACAUAGAUGUGUGCGUUUCAUAGUUUGAGUUUGUUGUAUCAAAAUAUACACUGUUUAUUUACUUUCUUUUGUGCAUGUUGCCUAUCAUAAAAGGAAAAAAAAAAGCAGAAAAACUGAUUGCAAUUUAUUUUCUCCCCUGUAUUCAUAUCUGGAAUAUUUUCUUACUAACCAACACUAUUCUCGUGUUGUAAUGGUAAAUCAACACUGCAAGUCAAAUGCCUUUUGUUCAAACGAUCACUUUAAUUUCUCAUCCACAAUAAGAUUAGAUGAACCCAUAAUAAAGAUAAUUAAAGUCUGGAUGGCCAGGUGGUGCAGUUAUUUUUUCAUUAAACCCCCAUCUCUUUGUGUCUCAGAAAUAUUGCUUAGUGCUAGAUAAAUAAAUAAAUUUUAAUAAAUUUCUCAAAAUUCUAUAAUGCAGACAAUAGUAGGAUGAAAUAUGACUUUCAUAAAUUCAUUGUCCAAAAACAUAAUUAUCUCUCAUUUUAUUGUUGUUUCGGCCGAAAGGAGGCAUCAUAAUCUUAUAUCAAAGAUUUCUUUUAAAACCGGUUUAAUUUGGUUGUAUAUCAAGUUUUGCAUCGCUUUGUUAUGUUAGUUAUUCAAACAAAUAGAAUAAUCUUAUUUCCAAUAAGUUUUCAAGACUGAUUUAGUUUUUGUAUCACAAAAAAUGUAACUGACUUCAUUUGAAUUUAUCCUGAAUUAGAUUUUGACAUAUUUUCUUAGUACUCUUAUAAGGAUAUAAUUUAUUUAAGAUAAUUUAGUAUGCACAUCCCUUGUAAUUGAAAUAACUAAAUAGAAAUCAUAGAGGUCUCAUGACACUAUUACUUGAAAAUUUGUCAUAUCACCUGCAUGUUUGUACUUUGUUUUCUCCUGGCAGCUCUACAUAAUCAUUUUAAUCAGCUGUAUGUCAUGAUCAUUUAACAAAAUAUCAAAGCAUUUUUAUGGUGAGAUAAGUUCUGCUUUUUAAGUGUCCAUAUUUCAAAUGCCAGAAACAUUGCAGCUAAAGAAAUCAUUAAAAAAUAAAUCUGUUAUUUUUUUAAGCGAUUGCCAUUCCUACUGAUGCCAUGGUCAUAGAAGCUGUUUGAAAACGUUCUACCCAGAAAAUCAUAUUUCUAUAAUUUUAUUCUUUAAUAAUUAAAAAUCUAAUUGUUAUUAAAUUUUGGAUGAAGUUUUCAGUGUGGCAGUCAUUAACAGCCUGCACACUUUUUCUCCAUUUGUAACAUCCUUGUAAGUCAACUCUUGAGACAGUUUCUCCCAUUUACUUGAAGUGCAGUUAUCCAAAUCCUAUAAGUUGCAGAUGCUCUAUCCCAGGUCAACUUUUAUCUUCCAUGGCUAAGCAAAAAACUAAUUAAAAAAACAGUGGGGUUUAUCUUGCAGAAGACAGCAGGUUGUUAUUGCCCCCUAUGUUGGUCACAUUGAGAUGGUCCUUGAAAAUUUAAGACUGGUUAAUGAUAGAUCAUUAUUGCAUAAAAUUGUUGAAACAAGCUGUAUAGUUAAUUUAAUCAUUAUUUAUUAGUAUGUUCAAACAGCUGCUUCUGAUCAUUGUGUAAGCCUGAUACUAAUAGAAAGAUCGUAAAAUGAAUUGUUUGUGAGAUAAAGUCUUUAUUGUUUAAAACAAAAAAAGAAUUUUGAUCAGCCACAUGGUUAAUAAUAAGGGAUGUUCUUCACUCUUAAAGUCUCUAUCAAGUAAUAGUCAUAGUUUCUUUUAUUUCAGUAUGUUUGUCCUUAUGAUAAAAAACCUGCUUGCCUAAAGUUUAUUCAAGUCAUAACACUUCUUUUUAAUGAGCUUCAAUUUUAUCAUUAGAAAAGAUGUCAUUAGCUCAACUUUGAACUUACGUUUUUCUUGCUAGCCUGAUUAUACCAAUAUGGUGUGGGUUUUUCCCCCACCCUCCUUUAAAACAAGCACUAGUUUCCCUGCACACAAUUGUUAUUGUAGCUUGCUUUAUCAGUUUUUUUUUUUUUUUUGUUUUAAAAUUUCGCUUUUUAAAAAAUAAAUUGUUGGACCACCCGCCCUUUCUUUUAUGGCAGUGUUUUUAAUUUUUUUGUUGGCUUAAAAACCUUUUUUUUUUAAAUUUUAUUUUUUUAUUUUUGUAGUUUGCUUUAUCAGUUUUUUUUUUUUUUGUUGUUUAAAAAUUCAGCUAUUAAAAAAAUAAUCUGUUGCACCACCAGCCAUUCAUUUAAUGACAGUGUCUUUAAUUUCUCUGUAGGCUGAAAAGCCUUUUUUUUUUAAAUUAUAGUAUUUGCAUCACUAUACCUUUCAAGUAUUUAAUUCACUAGGACCUUCUUCUGAGUCUUCAAGUAAUAACUGAAAGUUACUAACUUGUAGCUAAAUAACAUGCCAUUAUACAUUCAAUACUGCUGUAAACACUCAGAUACUCUUGAAUCAUAAAGAGGUGCAAAUAUUUCUGGUUCCACAGCUUUGGUCUGUAAUGUUAGCUUAUAUUAAUUCAUCUAUUAUCAAUAUUAUUUUAUAUUUUUGGGCAAAAUAUAAACACAAGCAGAUAGUAGAUACUUCUGAUGCAAAUAAUAUCAUGUAUGUGCAUGUCUUUGCAUUAUGAUGGUGAUGUCUUAUAAUACUUAUUUUUAAGAAAACAAAAUGGAGUAUAGUACUGGUGCCAUACAACCAUUUACAUUACAACAUUUAAUAUACAAAAAAAAAAUUUAAAAAAAAAAAAAGUUAUUUUACCUUUUUCUGCCACUGCCUUACAUUCUACUUAAUUUAAAAUGACCAAUUUGUUUUUGAGGUGAAUUUGAUGAUAACAGUGAACAUAUCAUGUCGUAUGUUUAUGUAUAUUGUUGAAAGAUAAACUUCUACAGUAUAUUAAAAAUGCCUUGACAAGACUUAAAAUUUUGUUCCUGGAAAGUUGGAUUCAUCUACUUCAGGUACAGUUAUGAAGCCUUGAAUACCAGCUAUUGCAGGGAUUUGAGGCCUCAUGUCAGAGCUUGUGAGCUCAAGUUAAUAACUAGCAAUAACAACUCUAUUAACUAAUGUCUUCAUUCCACCUUCCAACAGGAAAAGCUGGCAACCAGGGAAGUCAGAAGAAAGAAUCCUCUGCAGCCAAAGGCACACAAAGUGGAGGUGAUGCAUCUUCUAUUCUGGUAAGUACUAAAAUGUUUUUCUUUUUUCAUUUCACAAUUUAAAAAGAAAAAAUUUACUUGCAAUAUAAUCAGACAAUGUAUCCCACAAUUAACCCUUCACGGGGCAGACGUUCUUCCUCUUGCUAGUUCUGAAUGGGCAACAUUUUUCCGGUUUUUAGUAGGAUUUAGGGUUACGUUACUAAAAACAUCAAAUCUAAGGUGUUAGUAAACAAAUUUUUGUGAAAUAAAAAGCAAAACAAAUUUUUGUGAAAUAAAAAGCAAAAUAAAGGAAAUUGAAUGCAGAUUUUUUAUUUUACUCACAUGUUGCCAUUAAUCCUCAUAUGAACACAAAUAUUUGCAAAAAACAACAUAUUGUUUGUGAUUGUGAGUCAUCUAUUUACUAUUUACAAACACUGCCACGAAAUUGAAGUGUGUACUAUUCAACACUGCCUACUACGCUAAUUUCACUAAUACUACUAACAAUAUUAAUAUCUAGUUCCAAUUUACAGUCAAUUCGUGCACUUCAAUGUCACUUAAAUUGAAUCCAGUGAAAUCUCCACUAUCACUUGAAUAAUUGGCAAAAUCCAUUUUGAAAAGAAAAAAACAUUAAAACCCUGAUAACUACCCAAAAAAUUGAUUAAAUACUUGUAACUGGUGCCCAUUCUAUCCAGCUAUUGGAAAAACCGGAUAUAAACAAUCUGAAGUCUCGCAAAGACUUGGAGAUUGUAUGUUUACAACUCUUAGUUGGUCACGGGCGCUUUUGGGCGUUUGGCCCUUUAAGAAGUAAAGACUUUUUUGGCCGCUCUGCCCUGUAAAGGGUUAAUUAAUAAAAGCAGACCUGUUUACCCCCAAACUCUUAAAAUCGUACAAUAUCAUCACAAAAUUGUUCAAUAUAUUAUCUUAAUUGUAAAAAAAAUAAACAUGCGUAUAUAUAAUCUAUACACCUCAAAAUCGUACAGUGUACGCCAAAAUCGUAAGAGUAAACAGGUCUGUAAAAGUCAUAAGAGCUUGAAUCUGCAACCAUGAUAUUGCUCUGGGGAUGUGAACAUUAAUUGAGUUAUUUACUACAGGACACUGCUCACAGCAGCCCAUCAAGACGAGAUUCUUCAAGCUCUUCCAGUACAACGUCAAGCCCACUGGAUAAAGGGAAUAACAUGAGCCCAGUUAAGGUAUCAAUGAGUGCAACAACCCUCCCUAGUGAACUGUCAUCAGUGACCUCAGCUUAUUCAGCAACUUCAGUAGCUAAAGAGGCACUUUUGAAAGCUAAAGCCCACCAUGCCAAAUCUACUACAGUGAAGGUUUGUGGAAAAUCACAAAGUUUGAGUAGGAAAAAAUGGAGUUCUUUAAUUUUGAAAUGUUACAAUGUUAGAUAGGAAAUAUCACCCCUAGGAUUUUUAAUGGAGCUUCAUGGUCAUUUGGUUUUUGGUAUUUCCUAUAAAUGAUGGAUGCUUUGAGUAACAUAAUUUGCUUCUCGUUAAAGGCUUGAAAUAUGUGGCUUAAUUUAUAUUUAAAAAAUAAGAUUCUCAUAAUUUUCAAACCUGAUGUGCUUUGUUCUUAUUUUUCCUGAUAAUUAAAGUUAACUGUAAGCUCCAAAUACUAUUGUUAACUCUUGUUCACCAGAUGCCUGCAAAAACUGAGCCUAAGAUAACCAUCAAGGCACCCACCACAACUGUGAAGACUCUCACUCGUUCAACUACUAGGUCAUUAGCUGCAAAACUCAGUUCUGUUUCAAAGACUACAGAUUCCAUUGCUACUAUAGACACAACAGCACUUUCUGAGGUAUAGAGCAAUAGAAAAUUGUUGGGGCAAAUUUUUUUUAGACUUAAAAAAAAAAAUUUAUAUAUAUAUAUAUUAAUGUAUAUUUCUCAGUGUUCAAUAAUUGUAGAACCCUUUUUUAAUGCCAAUGACAGUGACAUAUGGGCUGGUUGCUUCUUUGACACAUAGAUGACACCAGCCAUUUGUUUGCAAUAUUUUUCAUAAUGAUGAUAAGCGAUUCAUAUCCCCUAAUGCAGGUGCAAGGAGCAAUCAGGAUGCCUCUCGUUUCUUUACCUCAUCAUAAUAAUAAUAAUUAUUUCCACUUACUCUCCAUUGAAAAAAUGAAAAAAGUUAUGAUUAAUUUUAAAAUAAUGAUAAUAAAUAAUUAUAAUAAGUCACAAAUGGUUAUUAUUCAAAGCACAAUAAAAUUAAAUAAUAAAUAGUGCAGUCAGCAUCAGCAUAUCUAGUAAGCUCAAUUAAUCAAUUGGCUUUUUGCUUAAUAGUGUAACCCUGUUAAAAAAUAUAAUCUUCAUGAAUUGUUAAGUGUUUUAUAUUAAAAAGUAAUUAGAUAAAAUGUCAUUUUUUACUAAAAAUGUGCAUAAAUAAUUAUUUUAGUGCAUAUUUUCGUUAUUUGAAUAGAAUCUUGAUCAAGCUCCGCAAAGCAAGGAAACUAAAAAGGAACUCCCAGUCUCACCAAAUCUAAUGCCCCAGACAUCGGAUGCCAGUCCUAGUCCUGAAGUAUCUCAGUUAGAGGCUAAAACAUUGCCCAUUUCCGAUGACUUGGCUGUGAUUCCUCUCCCAGAUAAGGUUGGUUAAAAAAAGAAAAACUUGAACAUGCAACAAUAUUUAAUAUUAUCAUGCAAAAUUCUAGAAUAAAAAAAACCUGAUAGAGUAUAAAAUUAAAAUAAAUGAACAUCUUUAAACUCUGAUCUAUCAACAGCUGGACAUGUCUGAAAUAAAAAUCCCCCCUCCAAUUAAAACUGAAGAUGUUCCUUUACCACCUGGUAGUCCAAAACUUCAAGUAACUGACAGUUUGACAGAGGAUACUGUAAGUUAAUUUUGAAUUCAUAAAACUGAGAAUUAAUUUUAAUGUUCUUAAUUUGUCCUCCCAAGUUUCAGUAAUUUUAUAAAACCAUUAAAAUAUGCAACACAUUAAACUAACAAUUUUGCAUAGGUAUGUUAAAUACAGGGCCAUCAUAAAUACUUAUUUUCUACUAUAUUAUCCAUAAUACAUCACAAUACAUGAUGAAAUUUUCAAAAUAAGGCCAUUAUUACCCCAUAUGGUUUAUAAUUUAUUUUGCAUGUCUAUUCUUCAUACAUGAUUCAUCAAAAUAUAGUACAGAUAACCUUUAUGAGUAAACUGUACAAUAACUAAGUUUAAACACUUCCAUCUGCAAUGCUUCAUCAACAUGUAAUCAAUUACUAUAAACAAACAUGUCUAAACUAAUAUUGUCUUUUUAACAGUAACAAGUAAAAUAAAUAAUAAGCUCUAACAUAAUAAAUAAGUUCCUUUAGUUUGGAACAUCUUUUCAAUUAAAUUGCUCAUAUGAUUUGUUCAAAGUAAGUAAUUAAUGGUUGUUUUCAUUUUUUUUAUUUUUUCAAAAAUGUAUAAUUAAUGUUCCCUCUCCCUAAAAAUUUAGGGUGAUUACCACUUUAGCAUCGGUUAUACAAAAAAAAUCAUAUUUUGUAGUGCUAUUUAAAUGGUUAUUGUUCAUUGAUAAGUUAAAAUUCUUUUAUUCAUCCAAAAAAAUGGAAAUAUUCUUUGUUACAUUUUACAUAUUCAUGUCAACACAUAAAAAAUAUACAAUUUUUAAAAUAGAAAAAUUCAAACAAUUUAAUGUAUGAAAAGAAAACCAGAGUUUGAGCUUAUAUCAGCUUCAAACAAACAAAUGCGGGACACGAACUCAUGCAAAUAUGAAGGGAAAGGGAAAGAUUGAGGUGAGCCUUGUGCCUAAUUGUCAAUCCAGUUUACGCUUUGCAUGCAUCCACAUAUUUUCAACAGUCAGUGUAUAGACACCAUAGACACCAGCGUCAUUUUGGAUUAAUAAUUUUUUUUGACGAACAACAACAGAGUUGGAGUAUUCAUAGAUUCCGUGUUUGUUUUGGUUUAAGCAGCCCAUCUGUCUGAUACAAUAAGUGAGCGUGGAAGGAUAUAUCUCUCUAUGCACUCCUGUAGUCUGAUCGCACAUUGGUCUGGCACUUUAAUGAGAAACAGAGCCUAGAACAAUUGUUUAAAUAGCACUUAAGAUAAGAUUCUUUUAUUGAUCCAAAUAAAUGGAAAGUUUUUUUUAUUGCAUUGUAAUAUACAUUUCAGCAAACAAAUAAAACAAUUUGAACACAAGACAUCUACAUUAAAUUAUUUCACUAGAGAAAAACACAGCCAUUCAGUGAAUUCUCUUAGUCAUAUCGGGACUUAUUAGUUCUCAUUUAGAUUUGUGACUUCUGGGGGAGCAGGCUGGUAAAUUCGUACAGAUUGGGGAGCAAAAGAAUUUUUAUAUCUUUCAGUCUUUGUUAUGAGAGAAAAAAUUCAUCCCGAACGGGCAGAUCCUAAGUAUCUGUGAUGAAGAGGGUGGGACGUAUCAUCCAAAAUUUGUUUAGUUUUACAAUAACAUCUUUCUUGAAAUAGUUCUUCAAGUGAAAGAUGUUUAAUUUGCAUUAUAUUCCUAGCUUUCUGGAGUAGUCAGUUUAUUCUGUGUUUAAUAUGAGACGAUGAAUUCCAACACCAGCAGGUAAUACUGAAAUUAAGUAGGCUUCCAAUUGUUGCAUUAUAGAAUAAGUUAACGAAAUUGUACAGUUUUUUAAGGUAGAAAAGUCUUUGGUUGAAUUUUUUAUACAGCAUUUGGCCCUGCUCAUGCCAUGUUAGCUUAUUAUUAAUGGUACUUAUUUGCCUCUACUUUCUAUACACUUUGAUUUUUUAUGUUGAGAUCUGCUAUCUGGUGUUUCCCCCUCCGGAAAUCAACAACCCUUUCCUUUGUUUUUGAGACAUUCUCAGACCUGUUUACUCUUACGAUUUUGGCGUACAAUGUACGAUUUUGAGAUGUCUUUUACGAUUGUACGCCGAGACCCGCCAAAACUACGAUUUUCAGAGAGCCGGUGAAAAAAAAAAUAUUUUCCGAUUAAAAUUCGUUUGUUGAAGUUUUAGCCUUUUCCAAUAAAAAUCUACUGGUGAAUGGAACGAGAAAAACGAUUGGUUGUAAUUUUUUUAAAAUUUGGGACCAUCCUUCAUUGUAUUAUGUGCACACUGAGAGGGGAGGUGGGGGCUGUUAAUGAAGGAGAUUUGCGGCAUACGGGACGCAUGGGUGGGGGGUUGGUCGGAGUGCCAAAGGUUAUAAAAAUAUCACCGCAAAGUAUCGUAUUGAUGGCGAUGAUUGUCAUAGUGUUGCUUUGUGUGUCACACUGACCUAGUUAGCUGCGUCACCGGUAAUAUUUAUACUAUUCACUGCCAUCCCCUUUGACUGCUACACAGCGUGUGACGUAGUUUUGUUCCCUUGAACCGCGGCGAUUGUGAAAAUGGGGAAAACUAGAGACGAUAUGGUUUUAAAAUAAAAUACAUGAUCCCACUGUUACUGCACUGGAACGUUGGAUGUGGACGUAUUUUAUCAGAGCUAGUCAGCGGCAUUUAAAAAAAUAUUGGUAGAACUGGCAAAGCAGCUCUUUACCCUCAGCGAUCGUAAUACCACAGUUUGGUAUCACUACUAAUACUGCCCCCCACCACCACCCCUUUUUAAACGGAAAAAAAAAUCAAACGACGGCUCAAUUUUUUCCCCAGUAAUGAGGGGGGGGGGAGGGGGGGGGUUCUGCCCGGUGGAAAUAAUUACGUCACUAGCACGGAAAGACGAAUAACUGCACUACAGUGUGUUAUCUCUAUGUCAUGUUCAAUGUUACAACUACAGGGAUCUCUUUAUGAAAACACAAAGCAUUAGUAGCGUAUAUGAGUAGGCCUAUAUGAAUAUGCUUACUGCGAAAUAUUGUAGUAUUUCUUAUAACUUUAAUAAUAAUAAUAAUAAAAGGCCUUAUUAGAAUUCACGGAUUUCACAGAUUUUCAGAUGACAGUUGGCUCUAUAAGAGACUGUCGGGAUAAUUAUUGUAUGCUUAAAUGUAGGUGCACUCUAUUGACCCCUCAUCAAAUCUGUCAUAGCAUCCUCAGUGCGUAUAUAAACGUAAUAGUUAGAUGGUCCUUUGUUUUACGUUGACAAGUGGGAAGCCAGGGCGGUUGGAGGAUCCUUUGUGAGGGAAAUGUUGUAUGGCUCAGCUCAACAGAUGGAGUUGAUAGCCAAUUUACUAGCCGGGGUCACAAGAGAGUAAUCUCAGACCCUCGCCAGAAUAUGUGUGUUAGUUAGUAGCAAUCAGAGGCAAAAUGAGUGGUGUGGAUUUAGGAGAUAGUGUGUAUGGUGCGGGUCUAAAUGUUUAAAUCUAUACAAACAACUCCGUCACAUACAUUUUCGUAAUGUCAGGGAGGGGGGGGGGGAUAUUCCUCGGCAGAAAGUAAAUGCGGUAUUUAAAAAUACUACACUAUUCAUCCCGAAACUCUGAAAGUCUUAAAAUAGCACAUUUAGAUCUCGAAUGCUGUAAAAUACCAGACAAUGUUUGCAUGAAUUACCGUCGUGAUGUUGUCAAGAUGUAUUUUCAAAAAUGAUCUCGCUGGCUAUUCCUAAACUCAGUAGUAGAGAAAUUACAGUAAUCUUUAGUCCACCGAAUGGUAAGGCCACGUGCUACAUAUAAUUCGGUGGGCUACGCCAGUGGUUCUAAAAUUUUCGUUUCCCUGCGCCUUUGCCACACUACGUUUUCACCAGGCUCCCUGUGUCGAAUUCUAACAUGUACAAUUCGAAAUAGCGAAUACACAAAUAAAAUAAGGGUUGGAUAAAAAUAAAUAUAACGUGUAUAUUAAAAGUGAAAAUAAAAUAAUGAAUUUUUAAAAAUAUUUCGCAACGCCCCGAUGAGGAAGCCGCAGUCACCCCCUUGCCCGAGGGCAACGAGCACCCAGGGCGAUGUGGCGUUUAUUCUGGGAACCACUGGGCUGGCCGAAUCACCAGUGGUAAAAACCCGUGUCACAUUUUGUUGACUGUAACAUCAUAAUAUACAAUGGAUUUUGUUAAGUUUAUGGGGGAGGGGGGGGCUGGGCUGGUGUUUUAAAGCUCACUGUACCAUACACACAAAAAGGGGUGGGGGGGGGGUCCCAAUUCGUUACCGGGUAAUUAAUUCUUAUUUUAAUACAUUUUAUUUUAUGCCCACCUGACGUCAAGUUUGAACAACGUUAAAUUUCACCGGUGACUUUAUUUUUACCUGUGACAGACUGGGAUAAUGUGAUCAGCAUGUUAACCCAAAUAUUAAUUAAUAUAUUGUACUAGCCGAUACACGUCUGCAAAACAAAGUGGCCGCCGUUUGCGGUUAACGUCAGUCAUCUACCGUUAACCUUCAGUUCUAUAUUUUGACGCCAGCUUAACUCGAUUCCACUGAACAUGCAAUAGGAGUAUUUAUUGUAUACAUUAUAUAUACUGUAUUUUUAUUUAUUUACUAUCAAAAUACUGCAUUGUACGAUUAUGACACGAUAUUGUACGAUUGUACGAUUUUAGGAGUUUGGGGGUAAACAGGUCUGCAUUCUGCUGGAAAAAAAUUUCAUUGUACCAAUAGAUAAAGCUUGUAACUAAGCCUUCUCCCUCAGAUAUUAAACCAACGAUAAUGGUAUCAUCAGCAAAUUUUAUGAUUCGAGUGGUGUCGCUUGAGCUCUGAAUAUUAUUGGUAUAUAUUGUAUACAGGGACAGGAGAGAGAACGCAACCUUGUGGCGCCCCUGUGCUUUUUUCUCUGGUUAGAGAUAAUUGGUCAUUUACCUUGACAUAUUGUGGGCGAGUUGUUAAAAAAUUCAGUAUCCAAGCUUGAAUAUUGAAUUUACACAUAACGAGGAACAUUUUUUAAUCAUAAGGUGUGGUUGGAUAGUGUUAAAUUUAAAUGCGGAUAAGUUUAAGAAAAGCACAAACUGGAAAAAGAUUUUUUUAUAACCCAAGCUGAAGUGGUAGAUUACCAAAUUUAGCAUUUACCAAAUUUAGCAUUCCUUGUUAAUAGGCAGUUGAGACAUUAUGCCUGUUAAAAUAGUGAUCUAUUCAUUUCCUAAAAGGUAAUCAAAUACUUUGUCAAUAAAAUAUUUAAUUGAAUAUGGACUUGAGAAACCUGUUUCUGGGAUUGAAUUAUUUGAACAAGUUGACAUGAAGCCUUUAUAUCCUAUAUACAUUUAAUUGAGUGUUUAAAUAAGAAUUUCAUUUGCCUUUUGAAUUCUGUUAGUUAUAAAAAUUAAAUUUAUCAAUUUUAACAAAUUCAAUAUAUUGUAUUCACAGAGCAUUGUUGAAGAUUUAAAUGGUAUCUUGCUUCCUUAUGACCCACCACCAGAAAAAAGGUCUGUUAUAAUGAAGGCUGUAUCUUAAAAUAUUUUUAUAGCUGUUCUUAGAUAAUACAAAAUUCGUAACAUUUUUUUAGAUGUUGUGAUAAGUCUUUAAAAAUAUUUUACAGUUCAAAAGAUACCCCAGAACUUGGUAAGGGCAGUGUGUGUUUUUCAUUUAGCAAGACCACAAGUAAAAUCGCUACGACAUCAUCAGCUUUCAAUCAGGAAGAACCUGAUGUUGAAGAGUUACCUCCACCUAGGCCUUUAACAUUGGUGGACAGCAUUGAGGAAGAGAAGGAAUUACAGAGGUAUGCUGAUCAAAAUCGGUUUUUAUGAAAAGGUUGGACUAGUGGUACCACCUUUUAAAAAAGAAAAAUUUUAUAUUCGAAAAAUGACAAUUUGAUGACACAUAAAUUAAUGAUAAGGAAGGAAAUAUUAAAUUAAGCAUUUACACAGUUUCAUUAAUAAUGUUUUUUUCGUUUUAUUUAUGAUAUGAUAUGAUACAUUUGACAUGUGUAAAGAGUUAAUUUGUGUCCAGUAAACUAUUAAUCUCUACAUUUAUUUACAUGAAAUUCCUUGCAGGCCAGGGGAAGAAGUGGCAUUAGAAGAAGUGCUAACAUCACCUAGUGCUUCUACUGGCACAACAAACCCACGUUUACUGGAAAGCUUUGUCAAAGUCAAGCUAGUCAAAGAACCACAUGAUGAGAUUGAUUGGCCUGUUGAGACCAUCAAGUAUACCAAGACCAGCCCAUCACUGCACUUUAGUUGCAAUCCUCUCCAGUUCAACUUUAAGGAUAUUUAUAAACAAACAGAUGUGCUUAGUCCAAAAGCAUCAGAACCGCAACCAGAGGCUGAAACACUUGAUGUCCCAAAAGAAGAUGUUGUAGGGGAGGAUGGAAAGCCCAAAGCUAGUGAUAAUCCUGAGAAAUCCCAUAAGUCAAGACGUAAACACUCAAGAAAGAAACACAAGAGAAAGAAAAGUAGCAAACCUAAAGAUGAGGAACCAAAACCUGAAGAUGAUACUAAAAAGGUAGAAGGUGAAGAAAAAUUGCCUGAGGGGGAAGAGAAGCCAAAAGAGAAAAAGAAGAAGAAAAAGAAGAGAAAGCGCAGGCAUAAAAGUAAGAAAGGGGAAAAUAAUGAAGUUGAGGAGAAAGAAGGAGUGGAAGAAGGGGAUGGUAAGGUCAAAAAGAAGUCUAAACGCAAGAGAAGUCAUAAAGAAAAGGAUGGAGAUGGAGUUCAAGCUGUUAAAGAGGAGAAAAUUGAAGAAGAGGAGAAAUCUGAAGCAGCUCUAAAUGGAGAAAAAACCUCUUCUACUCGAAAGCAUAAAAAACACAAGAGAAAACAUAGGAGACCUGGGUCCUCUAGAUCAGAGAAAGCUAAAGCACAUAGUGCCUCAGAGAAGGCAAAAGUGCAUAAUAACAUUGAUACCGUCAAUGCUAAAGAACCCAAGGUAAAAAUUGAUUAUAAUGAUGAAGAAGAGACCCACAUACCAUCAGAUAAUGAACAGAUACCUACCGGAGAGCCAAAAAUGAAAAGGUUUCGGCGCUCAAAGAAAAAACACAGGCGUAGCGCAGGUCAUGAAAAUAGCUCUGAAAAUGUUAUAAAAUUGCAAGAGACAAGUAAAGAUGACCUUAGCAUUAUUUUCAAAACACACAAAAAAUCAGUAGAAGAGAAUAAAAAACCAGAUUCUGUUAAAACUACCCCAAACAAAAAUGUCCCCGUUAAAGACCAAACGAUUGUUAAAAAAGAAGCUGUUAACGAGUCUGCAAAUAAAACACCAAAUGGUGGACUAUCAUCAACUCGCAAGCGGUCAGCUAGCAUUUCAGCUUCGGACUCUGCCACUCCAGCUAAAAUAACCAAAUCUGAGAAAAGUGAUCCCACUGAGGACUCAUGGAGUAAGAUGGAAGGUCUCUUUGAACAUAAAGAAGAAGGGGAGGGGACAAAGAGCAAGUGGGAUACAAGUGAGAGUGAGGGUGAAGAUGCCUUAACUAAAACCCUUACUGCUAAUGGCCCUGCUGCCGUGUCUGAAGAGGAUAAGGCUAAGCAGGAACCCAAGCAGGUGAAUGGCAAGAUACCUUUCUCUAAAACUGUAGUCAGUCAAAGUAAUUUGGCAAGCAACCAUGUCAACAAGCAGACAACUCCAAAUACUACUAGUCAUGUUAGCACAGGCACAGAGCAGAACAAAACAAAAGCUGAUUUGGACAAUAAUAACAAGGAGAGUUCUGUAUCUACCAAUCCUAAAUCUCAACGUAAGUCCCGAAGCCAUAACAGAAGUAGCAGACGAUCGUACAGCUCAUCUGACUGGUCAUCGAGGUCACGUUCUAGAUCAAGGUCUCCUAGGUCCAGAUCUGAUUCCUAUAGAAGCUACACAGAUGAAUCCCGAUACAGUGAUGAGUCACGAUCCCCUAGUCGUUCAUCUAGAAGUUAUACCCGGAGUCGAUCUCGCCAUCGUCACCACCACAGAAGAUCUUCAUCGAGACGCCGCCGAAGUCACAGCUACAGUAGUCGCUCCAGCUCCAGCUGGUCACGAAGCAGGUCUUACACACGCUCUAGGAGUUACACUAGGUCAGUUUCUCGCUCCCGUUCCAGGCGGGGAAAAUCCAGAAGUCCAAGAAACAAACUCAGGAAGAUUAUCAAGUCCCCUGUUUUACCUGCUUUAGCUACUAAUAUAACUGUAGCACCAGUAACUGGAAGUACAACUGGUGGUAAAGGGGGAAGUACUGGUGGAGGUCCUCCUGAGGAUAUACCUUUGCCUGGCAAAGAAUCUCCAGCUGAAUCAAGUCAAACGGAUAAAGAGAAAAAAGAAGAAGCAGGUCUUAUUGAUAUACCUCUACCAGAUGCUGGGGACAAGGCAAAGGUUGAAACCAAAGAUGCAUCAUCUGGUGCAGUAACAUCUUCAACAUCAACUUCACUUACUAAUUCUGUUGCUGGCUCAUCACUUGUAGCCAACACAACAUUAAGCACUGCGACACCAGAAAGCACACCAGCAGUAGCUCAACCCGAACCUCUGAUGGGAUCAAUAGAUCAUACUGGUGAUCAUUCAGGGUAUGAUCUACAUGGCUACAACCAUAUGGGCUACCAGUCUGCUCAUGACCCUUCAUUCUGUGAGGACACUGGCUAUGAAAGUUUUGAUUUUGAUGGAGGUGAAUAUGACCCUGGAUAUGAUGAAAGUCAGGAGGAAUAUGACUAUAAUCAUGACCCAUAUCAUCAUCCACCAUUGAGACAUCCAGGGCCAAAUAUGCAUCCUCGUCUCAGGGGCCCCCCUCCUCCAGGAUAUCGGGGUCCACCGCCUCGAAUGUUUCCACCACAUGAUCCUCGCUUUGGGCCUCCUAGACCAGGAAUGGGCCCACCUAGGAUGGGUCCAAAUGGACCAAUGGGGCCCAGGGGACCUCGACCUCCAAUGGGUCCAAUGGGGCCACUUGGAAUGAGAGGACCACCUCGAGGCCCACCUCGUGGUCCACCAGGACCAAGAGGGCCUCCAGGAAUGCAUGGACCUCCUGGAAUGCGAGGUCCACCUCGACCAGGAAUGAUGGGUCCUCCAGGACCAAUGGGACCAGGUGGCCCUCGUUCAAGAAUGGGACCUCCAAGAAUGGGUCCACCCAUGCCUGGUCAAGGCUCACGCUCCAGAAUGGGACCACCUGGAUCUAUGUCAGGUUCAAGAGAUGGACAGUUUCCUCAUAUGAGACCAGGAAUGCCUCAUCCACGUGGUCCAGGGGGCCAGAAUUAUAGAAAUCCUAUGCUUAACUUCAGUCAGCCACCACCUAAUUUUCAUGUGCCGCCUCCUGCAAGUUCAUCAGGUGCAUCUGAAGGCAAUUCUGAGUCUCUUGAACCACCACCACUACCACCCCCCAAACCACCUACACCUCAACCCCCACCACCACCAAAGAAAGAAGAGAUAAAGCCAAUGGCACCCCUCAUUCCACCAGAGCAGGCUGAGCAAUAUAGAAAACUACAAGUAAGUCAUUUUAAUUAGAACUACAUGAAGAGAUAUGCAAGACUUACACAAACUAUGUUAUUUGAUCAAGUUAAAUAUUUCAUUUACUAUCCAUUAUUGCCCCUGGGUUCUAAAAUAAUUUUAAAUGCAUGCUAGCUUUCAUAAUUUUUUUGUAUGUUGGAAACUGAAAAUUCAGCUUGUGCUUGUUCCAUUUAUAUACAUUUUAAAUACAUUUGAUACUCUGCAAAUAAUAAUUUUGAUACCAACUAUUUUCUUGUGCAGAAAGAACAAAAAUUAUUUUUAAGUUUUUUAAUUUUUCAAUGCUUGACCUGAUUUUCUUUUCUUUAAGGAACAGGCUCAAAAACAUGCCAAGAAGCAGCAGCGAAAACAAGAGCAUCAAGCGAAAGGGGAACCAGAGAGCAGUGAUGAAGAUGAAGAAGAGUUGGCCAAGAAGAAAGAGGACGAAGCCAAGUUGGCUGCUGAGCAGAAGGAGAUGGAAGAGGCUGCACUACUUGCAGCACAAGGAGCUGAUGAAGUGAAUGUUGAUGAAAGAACCACCAUUCUUCUACCAGCCACUCAGUCUCCAUUGGUUCAGCAACCGACAGUUGUACUCCAGCCGCAUCCUGUGGCUGCGUCCCCUUCGCCGUAUGGCCUUGUGUCUACUCCUCAUCUGGUACAUGCUACUCACCCAGCUCUGCAUGCAGCACAAUUGCAUCAUCAGCAUGUCAUGGCUUCAGCUCAACCUCAGCUUGUGCAACUACCCAAUGGGCAGGUUGCAUAUGCAACUCCUUCCUCUAUUCCCUAUCAGGCUGGGGCACCUAUGAUUGCUAUGCCCCACCACGCUCUCCAAGCAUCACCCAUGCAACAACAUGUGAUGCUGUCAUCAGGAGCAGUCCAUCCUCAUCAAGUUCAAAUGGCUGCUCACCCUGGCAUUGCAGUAACUAGUGCUCAGUAUGUUACUCACAUGAUGGCUGCCCAGGCCCAAGCUCAGGCUCAAGCCCAUGCACAAGCCCAAGCUCAAGCCCAAGCUGUUCAGUUCCAAGCUGCUCAGGCACAGGCAGCCCAUGCUCAAGCUGCCCAAUUUCAUGGACUAAUGCCAGGGAUGCACCAUGUCAUGCCUGGUGUCCACCCUCAAGGACAGUUUAUUCUUGUACCUAGACUUGCAAGGCCACACAUGUAAUGAAACCUGACUCAUUGUUAAUAGAAAAAAAUCUACUUAUACAGAAUUCCCUACUGAAUUCCAAAAUGUAUAAUUCAAAUUUUAUGUUGUUAGCAUUGGUAUGCUAGCUUGGUAUUAGAAAUGCAGUGUGGUAUUAAAAAGUUAGUUGAGGUCAAGAUGUCUGCAAGGGACACUUUCAUAAACGGCCAAUCCAGAGCUGCAAAUAAGACUCUUCUAAGCGAUGCUGAAAUUUACUAUGUCUGUUAGCUAAGCCAGCUCUUGAAAAGCAGCAGAAGCUGGUUCUGUGGCUGACCUUCUUUACUGUUUGAAUAGAUGGCAGCAACAGGAACCUUCCAAACAAAUAAUUGGGGGUCAUGGGGUUUAGCCUGGCUUGGAAACUCACCACCUUAAUCUGAGUUUCCUAGUACCAGAGUGUACAAACACGCUAUAGAACUACAAACACUUAUCUUGACAACAGGGUGUAAGUGCAAUUUACAGUUUUGUUUUGAUUUGAUUACCAAUUCAUUCAAACAUCUGUAUGACUUCACAAUGACAUAGUUUCAUUAUACUAUGUGAUAGUAGCUAGUUUCCAUUUUGUUUCCUUGUGAUUUUGAAGUAAAAGCCCACACUUCAUGUGGUCAAAGUUGUAUUUAUAUUAAAGAAAAUAAUUGUGGCUUUAAUUAAUUCCUUGAAUAAUUUCUGUUUUUUUUAAAGGACUAUGCAAAUGGUGACAAGUACCAUAAUUUUUCCCUAGUUGAAAAUCUUAUAAAUUUAUGCACAACUAAAAUAUAAUUUCUAAUUCAGAGCACACAUUAAAAUUAUACAAUGAGCCUAAAGACAUGGAGCGAAAAAGAUAUUACCCGAAUCCUAUAUAUGUGAAACCAAGAAUAUAGAUGUAUUAGCCCUUCAAUAGGUAAAUGAGCUAGUUCCAUACUGAAUUAUUAAGUCCUUCAAUGUCUUAAGAUGCCAAAUUAUUGAGACCUUAUGUUCACAUCAAUAGAAAAUCAGUUUGGGGUCUAUGGGUUAAUGAGUGGAAAAUUGUAUUAAAGAAAUCACAGUCCUAUAUUAAACACUUUUCAUCUAUAAGAUGCCUGUUAGCUUGUAAAUAUUGUUUUAUUUCUUAUAAAUUAUUAAAUAUUUACUGUCACUGCUAAUUUUGAUUUUAUUUGUAAUAUGUAAUAGAAUGACAUGUCAUUUACGUCACACCAUGAUUAUAAAUAUAUUGUUUUGUAUUGAAGAUUAUUGUGAGGAUUAAUAUAAAUUUUUGUUUUAAACAUUGUAUUUUUUUUAUUAUGCUGGAUAAAUCUAUCCUUGCU
Molecule: messenger RNA, 36997 nt
Organism: Lymnaea stagnalis (great pond snail)
Lineage: Eukaryota; Metazoa; Mollusca; Gastropoda; Lymnaeidae
Source: the annotation of a GenBank genome assembly